GAAAGAGAAUUUAUAAUAUUGUGUGUGGUGUGUGGAUUGUUGUUUUUUUUUUCUUCUUCUUUUUGAAUGUAAAAUGUAAACGACGUUUGUCAAUCGUAAAUAAGUUCUGAUUGACCGAUUUUAAUUUGACGGAUUCUAUAGAGUGUUUCCUUAGUAAGCUAUCAAUUUCAAGAAGUGUUUGCUUGGAAAAGUGUAUGUCGAGUCUAAAUACUUUUUUUUAAAGGCAUCCACCGCAGUUUUUCUUCUUUUUUUUGAUUGUCGAAAAUUCUCUUUCGAAUAUGCCAAUGUUCGAAAUUGAUUCGCAAAUUGAAAGUUCCACUCUCUUCGUCCGCAGCCAUUCAUCAUUUUUUCGAUAUUUCGAUAUUUUGUUGUGCGCUUUGUGACUUUAUCAAAAUAUUUAUAAAUAUAUGUGUUCCAACCAAUAAAAUUCUGACUUAAAAAAUCAAUCCAAAUACAUUUCGAUUCAUUGAUUAUAGUGUUUUUGAUUAACACCGGCUAGCACUGUUUUUAUAAUGGAAUUCUAAACGUAAACAUUCAAAACGGGGAGAUCCAUCGAAAAAGUUAAUUUCAACAAAUAAAUUUUUUUUUAGCAUUAGACAGAGUGACUAUUGCAACAGAAGGCAUCAUUAAAACAAACAAAACCGCAGAAAUAUUCACCGAACGGAAACGACUAUUAUCCACGUAAUCCAAAACUAAUGUAUGGGAAAUGGGUUCAUUCCUAGAUAAACCAAAUACAGACAAAUGUAAUGAGAAUGGUGAAGGAAAUGAACUUCAGUACGGAGUGGCCAGUAUGCAGGGCUGGCGCUGUGAGAUGGAGGACGCCCAUUAUGCCAAAACGGGAUUAGGUGAAAAUUGGACUGACUGGAGCUACUUUGCAGUUUUCGACGGCCAUGCCGGCGUGUCGGUGUCGGCUCAUUGUGCAAAACAUUUGCUGGAUUGCAUUUUGCAAACGGAAGACUUUCAACAACAAAAUUUUAUCAAAGGAAUUCGUGAGGGUUUUCUGAAUUUGGACGAAAAUAUGCGAAAAAUCCCGGACCUGUACUAUGGUGUAGACAAGUCCGGCACAACGGCAGUCUGUGCAUUCGUCGGUAGGGAAAAUAUAUUCAUAGCAAAUUGUGGCGAUUCGAGGGCAAUUUUGUGUCGAAACGGCGAGCCGGUAUUUUCGACGCAAGACCACAAACCCAUUUUGCCGGGCGAAAAGGAACGAAUCAUGAAUGCUGGUGGAUCGGUGAUGAUUCAGCGAGUGAAUGGUAGCUUGGCUGUGAGUCGAGCACUUGGUGACUAUGAGUACAAAAAUGUGAAAGACAAGGGGCAGUGCGAGCAGUUGGUGUCACCCGAACCGGAAAUAUUUUGCUUAGAUCGAGAUCCGGCUGAUGAGUUUUUGGUAUUGGCUUGUGAUGGUAUCUGGGAUGUAAUGACCAAUGAAGAUGUGUGUCGAUACGUUCAAAACCGGCUACGUGUUACGUCUGAUUUGAAAAAAGUGACCAAUUCCGUUAUCGACACUUGUUUUUUUAAGGGAAGUCGUGACAAUAUGAGCAUUAUUAUAAUAGUGUUUCCUGGUGGACCGAAGCCGACCCAAGAAGCUAUCGAUACGGAAACGGAGCUCAACCAGCACAUCUACGAGAUCAUUCAAGAAAAUUCGCAAAACCCCGAAAACGUGAAUUUAGCACAAAUUAUUCAAACGUUAAAUAGCAGUAAUUUAGACGGCAUACCACCGGGAGGAGGAUUGGAAUCGAAGUAUCCAGAUAUAUUAAGUGCAUUUAACGAUAUAAAUCCGGGACAGAAUGAAGACCUUCAAAUCCAGGAGAUUUUCUACAUGCAGUAAUCAUUGUGGUGGUUUGUUUGUUUUUCUUUCUUCUUUUUUUUGUUUGUUUCGUUUCUUUUUUCAAUCAAUCGGACCGGUGUUGUCAACGCACCCACAAAUAAGUAAGCGAGAGAAAACAAACAGAAAUUUUACUUAAAACAAUGGGACAUAUAGAAUGGAAAAAAAAUUAAACAAAAAAAAUAUCAUCGGAAAUUUACAACAACAACAAUAUCCUCACACAGAACAUACACAGAAAGAAAGUUUAAAAAAUUAAAUUAAAAAAAAGAGAAAAAAAAAGUUGAAUAGAAAUCCUUUAGUUUAUGUAUAUUUUAAGUGUUUAAGAGAGAAGAAAAACAAAACUUUCGAAGAGAAAAAAGAACAAAAAGAAAAAGUAAAAAACUUAAAAAAAAAUGUAAAAAAAAUUGGAUAAAAAAGUAGUUGAAUGUUAACUAUUUGUAAACAUUUUUUUUUCUUUUUUCUUUUUUAUUUGAAAUCGAACUGUUACAGACGGAACAUCGUGUGAAUAAUUUGGAACAAAAAAAAAACAAAAACAAUUUCGGUUAUUUUUACAAGCAGAAGCGAUAAGCAGAACGAUCGUUUGAACAUGUUCGUUGAUUACUUUUACCAACAAAAAACUGAAACCAACACUAAGAAAUGCUGUCUUCAAAUUCAUUUUUUUU
Messenger RNA from Bradysia coprophila, 2484 nucleotides. RefSeq names its product protein phosphatase alphabet (gene alph). Gene Ontology annotation, biological process: protein dephosphorylation. Lineage: Eukaryota; Metazoa; Arthropoda; Insecta; Diptera; Sciaridae. Gene Ontology annotation, molecular function: manganese ion binding; magnesium ion binding; protein serine/threonine phosphatase activity. The record is from RefSeq and is a predicted model, not a curated record.